Messenger RNA from Staurois parvus, 1458 nucleotides. NCBI's taxonomy places the organism in Eukaryota, Metazoa, Chordata, Amphibia, Anura, Ranidae. The record is from the annotation of a GenBank genome assembly.
AUGUCUGUGCCUUUACUCAAGAUUGGGGUUGUCCUGAGCACCAUGGCGAUGAUUACCAACUGGAUGUCGCAGACCCUACCAUCGUUGGUCGGCUUAAACACCACCAAACUAACAGCGGCCAAUCCAGGAACCUUGGACAGAAGCAUUGGGGUCUUGCCAACCAACCCAGAAGAAAGUUGGCAGGUGUAUAGCUCUGCCCAGGACAGCGAGGGCCGAUGUAUAUGUACAGUGGUGGCACCGCAGCAGACGAUGUGCUCUCGGGAUGCCAGGACAAAGCAGCUCAGGCAGCUUUUAGAAAAGGUGCAAAAUAUGUCCCAGUCAAUAGAAGUUCUGGACAGGCGGACCCAAAGGGACCUGCAAUAUGUAGAGAGGAUGGAAAAUCAAAUGAAAGGCUUGGAAUCCAAAUUUAAACAAGUGGAGGAGACUCAUAGGCAACACCAGGCCAGGCAGUUCAAGGCAAUAAAAGCGAAAAUGGAGGAACUUAGGCCUCUGAUACCAGUGUUGGAAGAGUACAAAGCCGAUGCCAAAUUGGUAUUGCAGUUUAAGGAGGAGGUCCAGAAUCUGACGUCAGUUCUUAACGAGCUUCAGGAGGAGAUUGGCGCCUAUGACUACGAAGAACUGCAGAGCAGAGUGUCCAAUCUUGAAGAAAGGCUCCGUGCAUGCAUGCAAAAAUUAGCCUGUGGCAAGUUGACCGGAAUCAGUGAACCAGUCACAAUCAAGGCAUCUGGGUCCAGGUUUGGCUCAUGGAUGACUGACCCACAGGCACCAGAAGGAGAUAACAGAGUCUGGUAUAUGGAUGGCUAUCACAAUAACCGCUUCGUCCGGGAGUACAAGUCAAUGGAGGACUUUAUGAACAGUGACAACUUUACCUCUCACCGUCUCCCUCACCCUUGGUCGGGGACAGGCCAGGUUGUAUAUAAUGGAUCCAUCUAUUUCAACAAAUUCCAAAGUCACAUUAUCAUCCGCUUUGACCUAAAAUCAGAGACAAUUCUGAAAACACGCAGCCUGGACUCUGCUGGGUACACAAAUGUCUACCACUAUGCAUGGGGUGGCCAGUCAGACAUUGACCUCAUGGUAGAUGAGAAUGGGUUAUGGGUGGUUUAUGCCACCAACCAAAAUGCUGGUAACAUAGUCAUCAGCAAACUAGACCCCAAUACUUUACAGAUCCUAAAAUCUUGGAAUACAGGAUACCCCAAAAGAAGUGCCGGAGAAGCCUUCAUGAUCUGUGGGACUCUAUAUGUUACUAAUGGUUAUUCUGGUGGCACCAAAGUGCACUACGCCUAUCAGACGAACACCUCCAACUAUGAAUACAUUGACAUCCCAUUUCAAAACAAGUAUUCACACAUCUCCAUGUUGGACUACAAUCCCAAGGACCGGGCUCUGUAUGCCUGGAACAAUGGCCACCAAGUCCUCUACAAUGUCACCCUGUUCCAUGUCAUCCGCUCUGAUGAAUCGUAG